This is a messenger RNA of Pseudophryne corroboree (corroboree frog), 1104 nucleotides long. Its product is annotated as olfactory receptor 6C4-like. The record is from RefSeq and is a predicted model, not a curated record. Bases 1 to 1104 code for a protein of 367 amino acids. Lineage: Eukaryota; Metazoa; Chordata; Amphibia; Anura; Myobatrachidae. The transcript has 2 exons. Gene Ontology annotation, biological process: G protein-coupled receptor signaling pathway. Gene Ontology annotation, cellular component: membrane. Gene Ontology annotation, molecular function: G protein-coupled receptor activity; olfactory receptor activity.
AUGGCAUUAAAGGAAAAGAAUGCCAUGAUUGAGGAUCUAGGAAGAUUAGAGGAUAGUCAAGAGUGUGGCAAUUACAGUUUAAUGCCAAAAAAAUUAAAAAUCAUGCACUUGGGUCUCAAAAAUCCAAAGGAUAAAGAUAGUUUUAAUGGCACUAUACUGGAAACUACUGAGGAAAAGGAUCUAGGAGUCACUAUUUCAGGAGACUUAAAGGCAGCUUUUGAUGAAUUUCACCAAGUUCAGAACCUACUUGUCUUUGUUUUUCUACAGACCUACAUUAUAAGUCUCAUGGGAAACAUUACUAUAAUUUUUCUUGUUAAAGUAGAACCUUCUCUUCAUACUGUAAUGUAUUUUUUUAUUAGUGUAUUCUCUUUUUUAGAAAUUAUGCUUGUGUCUGUCAUUAUCCCAAAACUUUUAGCCAUUCUAAUUUCAGAAAAUAAUGUUAUUUCUUUCAUUGAAUGCUUUACUCAAAUGUAUAUGUUCAUUUCUUUCGGUGCAACUGAAUGUUAUCUUCUCGUAGCAAUGGUCUUUGACCGACACCUAGCUAUUAACAAUCCAUUACAUUACCCAGUUAUAAUGACACCCAUAUUUUGUUAUAAGCUGGUUAUUUUACCAUGGAUCAUGGGAUUUGCUACUAUUUCUGUCCCUGUCAUCAUGACAGCUUGUUUGGAAUUCUGUGGUCCUAAUGUGAUCGACCACUUCUUCUGUGACUUGGCCCCACUGCAGAACUUGGCAUGUUCAGAUUCCUUUGUUAGCAGUAUAUUAACAAGCACAGUUGCUAUAUCCAAUGGUGCUCUGACUUUUAGUACAAUCAUAGGAUUCUACAUCCAUAUAAUAAUGACGGUUUCAAAAAUCAAGAGUGAGGAGGGAAAACAGAAAGCAUUUUCCACAUGUUCAUCUCAUCUCAUUGUAGCAGGCCUAUUUUAUGGAACAGGCACCGUUGUGUAUGUCAAACCAAAAGGAAGUUAUUAUGACAAAUAUCUGACUUUUAUGUACACAGCAUUAACACCUAUGAUUAACCCUUUUAUUUACACCUUUAGAAACAGAGACGUGAGGAAUGUUUUAAGGAAGUCAGUAAAUCAGAUUAUAAAACCAGCUUCAUUGUAA